Triticum turgidum subsp. durum (durum wheat) is the source of this 453-nucleotide messenger RNA. The record is from the annotation of a GenBank genome assembly. Lineage: Eukaryota; Viridiplantae; Streptophyta; Magnoliopsida; Poales; Poaceae.
AUGCACGCCGACCAGCUAUUACCGGCGGUCGUCGCCGCCGUGGCCCUGGCUUGCCUGCUCAUCGCCGGCCGGGCCGAUGGCCUCGAGGAGUACGCCCCUACUGGGGCGGUGAGCCUGGAGAUGGAGCCGCUGUCCAUGAACCAGAACCCCGGGCAGUACCUCCCGCGACCGGAGGUGAUGCCGCUGCCGACCGAUCUGCUCUCAAGGCCGGACGCGGGUGGCGACGGUGAGGAGUACGUCCCGCAGGUGGAGGUCGUGCCAGAGGUGGUGGUGCAGCCGGGCGACCCCCUCGCCGAGGCACUCGGCGGCAGCUCGUACGUCGCAGAGCAGCCAGCGACGGAGCCGGUCACGUUCGGCGGCGACUUCUACCGCGCCGGUAUGACACCGAGCUCACAGCCGCCGGCGAAGCCGUCUUCCCCUGAUCAGAAGAAGUAUGGCGGCUCGCCCAAGUGA